Pieris napi is the source of this 17203-nucleotide messenger RNA. RefSeq names its product E3 ubiquitin-protein ligase MYCBP2 (gene hiw). NCBI's taxonomy places the organism in Eukaryota, Metazoa, Arthropoda, Insecta, Lepidoptera, Pieridae. The record is from RefSeq and is a predicted model, not a curated record. Gene Ontology annotation, cellular component: nucleus. Bases 128 to 13402 code for a protein of 4424 amino acids. The transcript is spliced from 76 exons.
CUCACGGCCCGCCGCUGCAGAGUGGGAUCGCCGACUCAAUAAUUAUCGUUAGAAGUUUAUGUGGUACGUCCAUGUAAUAAAAAUGAAUAUAACCGGAUUUACUUAACUAUUCAGAUCUUCGUCCAUCAUGGCUCAGAAGAAUCAAAUGGCAGAGAUAAGAUGCAUGGAGCCAGAAAAUUAUCGGAAAUACUUUCGAUCCCUUUGUUGGAGUGGAAAUAGAAAAUUGGACAGAAGAAUUGGUAGGAGGGGUAUAAGAAAAGAAAGGUCAAGAAGAUCAAAAGGGCCAAAUGCAUUUGCCAUAUGUUUUGCUCCAGCUUUACUUGGCAAUCCAUCGCAGUUUGCUGUUUAUGCUACUGUCCGAAAAUCUAUUCUGUCCCGAUGGAGACAUCUACAAGGAUCAGUCGCUGAUUUGUCUGAUGAAAGUGAUAAUGACGAUCAAAAUCAACUUGCAAAUGUAAAAUUACCAAAAAUUACAGGAAUUGGUCUUCGUACUGUGUUUAGUCUAAUUGAUCAAGCAAGAUUUAAAGAUGCCAGUUUGUGUGAAUCUGCACUUCGAGCUUUGCUUGACGUACUGCAAGCACAUGCCCCUGAAGAUUUGUCCCAUGAAAAUUCUGAGAUAAUAUCAAACCUUCAUGAUAUACUGGUUGAAAUAACCAGUGGUAUUGGAGCCUCUGGAAGACCAGAAAUUCCAACUGCACUUACAUCUAUUAGCAGUUCCUGUCUCAUUGCCCUUUCAGUAGCUAAGGGUGAAGCAGAACUCAUUCUCAACACUGUGAAAUGUCUCAUCAUGGUUUCUCCAAGUUUAUCUGAUCAAUAUAUUCAGGUACCAAUUAAUCUGACAAUGUUACAACGAAGUGUGCAGUCUAUCAUACUAGGAUCACCAUCAAGAAACCUUUGGUUGGACUAUGGAGUGCCCCAUCAAUGUCUAGUGAACAGCUUCCCAGUAGAUUUACCAGCACAGUUGAUUACUGGGUCCCAGGAACUUGUAAUACGUUCCCUUGUAUCUGACGGUUGCUUCUUGUACGUAUUUACGUCCAGGGGUCUUUUGAAAAUCGGAUCUGGGUAUGGCAAUUCUAUACGGCAGCAUGUGUAUUUAUAUAAGCCAGAUUUCUUCGCUUCUGACCGACAUGGCUGGCUUGGACUUUGUAAGGAUAAGUUAUACGUGAGAAUUGGACGUAAGAAAACUGAUAUUUAUGAGAUAGACAAAGAUACUUUUGAGGUUAAAGGUGUGCUACAUCUAGAACCUGGGACACCAGUUGCGAUUGAACCAAAAUCCGCAGUAUUUUCUGACGCUAAUCAAUUGGGAUUAGUAUUACUCACAAAUUUUGACAAUCUAACCAUCAAAUUCUAUGACUUGGAUUCGACUUGCAACAGCCGUAUAGAGGGUAAUUCGAGAAUAGUGGAAUCUGUCAGGGAGCUUAACGUUCAUCUCCUUAGGCGAACUUCUUUGAUUCUUGGGCGAGCUCCAUAUGAAGACGGCAUUUCUAGAAGAAUUACCGAUCUGGACGCACCAGUUGCCAUUCAGCUUGAUGAUAACGAAGAUGAUCCACUGAUGGCAAUAAGUGCUGGACAAGAUUUUGGAUUACUCACUACAGCUUCUGGAAAAGUUUAUUAUACUGGAAAAGCAACAAGCCUGGGUUAUAAAGUGUCAUCAUCUUAUAUAGGACGCUGGACGCUUAUGAAAGAAACGGUAUUUGUCAGGAAUGAUCACCCAAAAGUUAGAAAGACCAGAGUGAUACAGGUCGCAGUUGGUCAUGAAGGCGUCCACGCCAUACUUGUUCUUGACAAUGGUACUGCUCUAUUUACCGGCAUAGCACGACGUGGCGAAGACGGUGAUGGAAACAAGAGACGAUCACCUAAACCUAGCCGUCCUAAGAAAAUUGCUAAGGCAGAGAAUUUCUACAUAGUGUACGCCGCUUGCAACUAUGGUUCUACUGCCCUGGUUACUCGACAAGGAGUUGUCCUUAUGUUUGGAAAAGACACACAGCAUUGUGAUUCUGCUGGAAUAGUGACCGGUUUGAGGCACGAAAGGAUCGUACAGGUUGCCUUAGGAAAGGCUCAUGCAGUGGCAUUAACAAACUUGGGCCAGGUUUAUAGUUUUGGUAUCAACAAUAAAGGACAAUGCGGCCGAGAAUUCGGUUACACAAAAGAAAAACCAUAUCCACAACGAAAAUCAUCGUCAAGAGAGGAGCCAAAUAUUUGUAGCGAACAACAUACUUGGUUGACUGAUUAUUGUCGCAUUUGCGUUAAUUGUCGGGAAUGCACGGGAUUCGCUGGGAACUGUAGUUGUGCAGCCUUGCCAAACCGAAUACCUGGAGAAAAAUGCGGAUGUGGUGAAGGUGAGAGCGGUUGUAGCACGUGCGGCAUUUGCCGACGUUGUGCGGACGUUGCUGACAUGACUCGUGAACGCGUACCCGAUAGUGAGGACGAUAUAUCAGUAUAUGAUAUCCCUAGUACAUCCGAACAAGUUGUAGAAGAAGAAAUUAAAUACAUUCAAUAUGAAGCUCAUUGUUCCAAAGAUGAGGGUGAGAAAGAUGCUGGGUUCAAAGGGAGUAGUUUGACACCAGCGCGUAUACCCUUACCCGGAGGGCAUAAGAUUGAAGCGAUAGCUUGCGGCCUACAUCAUACAGUUUUGUUGACUCAUAUGGGUGACGUUCUAACCUUUGGUUCAAACCAGUAUGGUGCUUUGGGUGCAGGGGACAUUUCAGCCCAUCACAGAAUCAUACGCGUCAGGGUUCCUAGGGCUUCUGCUAUCGCGGCUGGCAGUAAUCAUACCGCCGUUUUGACCAGGGACGGAGAGUUAUAUACGUUUGGAAAUUACCAGAAAGGUGCGUUAGGCCGGCCACGUAUUGACGAACCAAGAACUGAUAGAUGCCCGAUUUGGUACGCAACGCCUGGAAAAGUACCACGAUUAGGGCCCAAGUAUAAUUGCAAAGCAGUUUCGGUCUCCGCCUCUGGAGAUCAAACUUUUGUACAGGUUUCGCAAGCUGUGUUAAAAACAGAUACAGUAUUCAGCGCAACUAUAACGGCAAAUAAAAACACCAUAAUUAUACUACCCAAUAGACCGGAACAUACAUUCAAGUGCGUAACAAUCUGUAAAAGCGAUGGCUCCUGUUACCCAUGGUCUGGUCCAGAACAAGUUGACUUUGUCAACACUUUAGCCUGUCUCGAUCCCUUGUAUGACGUAUUAUGGUGUUACCAGCCCCAAAUGAGAGUGAUGAAGUCAUACAACAUAAAGGCCUUUGACGCGCACAAACUGCAAAGAUGCUGCAAAAAUGAUCCUGAAGGCUUCAUAAAUGACAUGGACUUUGAAUAUCCCCAUUAUGGUAUAAUGCGGAGGCUAGAAGAAUUUAAAAACCUUGAUAAUUUUGAAUGGAUCAGUAACAGUGAUGAUCGGCCAGCAGAUGGUGUUGCCAUCGCUAAUAUAUCAAUUCUAAACCAAGACCUUGCUUUGCCUUGUGUCAAAAAUUGCUCUGUUACAAGAAUACAUGCAGCGUUACAUUUACUUGGAUGUUUAGAUUCCCUGUUAUAUGCACAUGACAACAGGCUGUCGCAAGUGGAGUGUAAGAGAGACAGCUUAUCGAUACCCAUUUCGCCGCUAAGAGAGGAUUACUUAACGGUCAAUCGCUUCGAAAGUCACGGCGGUGGUUGGGGUUACUCAGGACAUUCUAUUGAAGCAAUCCGUUUUAUGAGCGACACUGAUAUCUUACUCGGUGGUUACGGCCUCUUUGGUGGGCGUGGAGAGUAUACAGCCAAAAUAAAACUAAUUGAUAUCGGUACGGAAGGAGGAGAUCAGGAAGGUGAUGGAGAUGUUCUCGCAGAGACUGGAGAAAUUCCAUACGAAUGUGCACCAAGAGACAAAUAUCCUAUACUAUUUGAAUCGCCCAUUGUACUUGCGGCACAACGGUGGUACGUAGCUUGGACGUGCAUUAACGGACCGUCAUCUGAUUGCGGUUCAACGGGCCAAGCGAUUGUUAUCAAUGAUGAUGUUGGAUUUCAUUUCAAAACGUCAAAGAAGUCGAAUAAUGGAACUGAUGUUAAUGCAGGUCAAAUACCCUGCCUUCUUUACAACGUAAUUAACCAUGAACAUGUGCCGAAACGACGCAAAGAUCCCGGCGAACCCGUUAUUAUUCUUUCAAGGAACAUCUCCAGAAAAGUAACAGUUGCCUGCUUCAAAUCCCUGAUAACACUACUUCAGUGGAGCUGGAGCACAUUCAAGGAGCUACUCCUAGAUACAAACGGACAAAUACCGAUAAAUUACCAGAAACUAACAAUUAUGAAACACCAGAAACGCUUGGUGUACGUGAUUCGAGCGUGCUUGAGGCUCGUUAAGACGUAUAUCAAUGAGAUAUAUCCACAAAAUAACAGGAAACGCAAUUCUCAAGAGUACAUGGCGUAUGUUGAAACAAUAGCGGAUAUUCGGAAUCUGAUCCAAGCGAUGAUGGCUGAUCAAACGCCCACAUGUGCUAUGUUGCCUCGCAAGCCGGGUCGGAAUAAGUCCCAACGAGUAUGUUACGUACAAUUCGCUUUAGAGAUGACAAAUGCGAUAUUGAAGGAAGCCCAUGACACAGUUACCGUAUGCUUUCAUGCGUUUUUCCCGACUCCUAUUUUGAAAUGGCAUCACCUAUGCUCGCUGCUAUAUAAUGUCUCGGAUGGCAUAGUACCAGCCUCACAGAUACGUGAAUUGACAUCUACAUGUGCUGCAAUGUGUGGAUUUCGAAGCAUUCGUGACGUGUUACAAUAUAUUGUUCCCGUUACACAAAGCUGUAUCAUGCUUAAUGAGAUGAGAAAAGAAAGUAGGGUGGUAAAAGAAGUUCCAAGCAAAUCAGCCACGGUGCCCCGUUCAGCACAUUCUCAACAUUCUCCAAAGCCACCACCAAUUCCACCGCGCGCUAAUCGCGAAGCAAGGCCACAGAAUCCCGCUUGGAAGUCCAAUCAUACAGACUGGCAUCUUUUGGAUAUAAUUCCGAAAUUACUGGAUAUGGUAAUGCUACCAAUUAAAGAUCAGAUGAUGACACGGCAAUGUGGACAAUCCCACGACCAUGGCGAGAUACAGCAGAAUGAUAAACUCGCUGACUUUUGCUGCAAAUUUAUUGUGAGAAUAAUCGCUGAAUUGGCGUUUAGCUCAAAAAAUAUUAAGGAGGACUCAGAUACAGCUGCAAUAAAGCAUCUAAUUACUCCAUCACGAUUUAUUCGGGUGAAUCCGACCCGUUCCUGGAAUACUAGUAGUGGUAGUCCAGAUGCCAUCUGUUUCAACAUUGACCGCCCGGGUAUUGUCUUAGUAGGUGCUUGUGUCUAUGGCGGCCCGGGUACCUUUGAGUAUACCCUGGAAUUGCUUCACGAUGUUCGGCUACGGACUGUGGGUGAAGAGGCGCGAUCAUCGCAUUGCUGGAUUAGUGUUGAGGUCGUGCACGGUUCAUUUUCCGCUGCGGACUGCCAACAUGAUAUGGUACAGAUUAAAUUCGAUAGACCUGUACCUCUAAAAGAAGAUCUGCGCUAUGCUUUACGAUUCUGUAAUAAUGGUGGUCGUACGGCUAACGGUGACAGCGGAUUGUCCUCUGUGAAGGGACCUGAUGGUACAACAUUCACAUUUUCAUCUUGUUCGUUGAGUUUUAACGGGACUACGCUGGUUAGGGGACAGGUUCCCUGCCUCAUUUAUUAUGGCACUACAAAACCGUCAAACUCUUCGGAGAAUCCUGAUACUUUAAUGGCUGCCCUCAGAGCAAUAACUUUGAAAGUUGCUUCAAUGGUAAUAGAAAGAGCAGCAGAACUAUUUUGCACUCUACGAAAUGAGUUAACGACAGAAGAUUUGCGCAGAAAUGCGGUUGUAUUACAACAAUCGUCUGUCAUCAAUACCUUGAUUCCAUAUGUAUUGGCUUAUCUUGAGGGAUUGGAUGAUUCAAAGAGCGUAAUCCACCUUUUGGAAAUAAUACACAAAUUGCUGCCGCAUGUUUCGGCUAUGAACUUACUGGUUCCAAGUGUGGAAGAGAUAAGCACCACCACAACAACCCAUUACUAUACAUGGAUAGAGAGUGACCAUCCAUACAAACAAGCAACAGUCUCCAAUAUGAGGGUACUGUUCCCAUCCCAAGUAUCCUGGAUAGUUCUGGAAAUGGACCCUAGGAGUAUAACAGCUCAGCCUGAAGACAACCUGACAAUCUACGCAGUAGCCGGUUCCCCUCGCCACAGAUGCCACUGCUCUAGCGAGUACAGAGUCCCGGAUCCACCAUUCCGUAAGGUAUAUCAGAGGAUUGUUCAGCUAACGUCAGACUCGGGGGAGGUAGAAGAGCUUGAUGAGGGAUGCUUAGACGCGCCCUGCAUGCAAUAUAGCUGCACCUAUGUCAGUGUUACGCCCAAACUUUCCAAUAUGUCUGCUGAUUGGCCUCACAAAGGACUCCUGAUUCCUGGAAACGAGGUCAUAUUUUCUCUAGAGACGGCUUCGGACUAUUUAAACGAAUAUAAGAACGACGAUGAGCCGGACGAGAGCCGAUUCGGUUUCCGAUGCCUCUGCGCCGGCUACGAAGACGCACCAUUUACAUCUCAACGUCAAGGCUUGGUCUCUUUAGAGAUGGAACUGGUAUAUACUGGAGCCGCGUGCGCAUCGCGUUUACUAGCACCUGACAUCGACAUAUCACCAUUGAGUUAUUUGACUGUUGUGGAACUUCAAAUGCUAGCGGGAACGGGCAACAGUCCAGGAGGCGAAGCGGAUGGGGCUGAUGAGAGCGAAGCCAUGUUUCUUUACCGUGGACUGGACUUGCCAUCGCCGCCAACUGUUCAUAAUGUACUCGAUGGUCAAGCUUUAUUGCGAUGUGUUUCGACAGAGCGUCAGUUUUUGUCGGACUUCGUGGCGGGUGCUGAGAGUACUGCUGGGGGUAGAUUGGCACGAUGGUUGGCACCGACGCCUCGUGUCGAACCUUCGAACUGUGACCUUAAAGCUCCAGUCACCGUGGUUCACCCAUCAACACGAGUUAAUUUACCCGUUGUAGUUCGAGAUCAAUACGGAGAUAUUGUGACUUCCUCUGCCGUUAAAAUAGAGGUCAUAGUACAAAACAUGGCCAUGUCCCUACGUAUGCGUCGACCCACGGAAGCAGAACAAGAGGGUGGAAUACCAAAUGUACGGUAUAGUCCAACAAUAAGGGAAACUAUGCGUUUUCAAACGAUCACUAUGAUGAAGGCAUACCAAGAUUAUUCUUGGGAAGAACUCCGAUUCGCCAGUGGUUUAUGGGGUGAGGAAAAGUUGAAAGGCAUUGGAAUACUGAACGUCCCUACGGAAAAGAUAACCGUCAGAGCUCAAACUGAUGGUUCAUAUUCAGCUCUUUGGAUUCCGCGAGCCCCAGGCAAAUACUUAUUUAGAUGCACCCUGGACGACCAACCUUCUCCACAGGAGGUAAUAAUAGAAGUCCCGGAAAAUGAGAACGUGGAUUCUGAAGAAUUAUGCCCCACGGCAAGGGCUCCCACAAAACUUAAGAAGUUCAUGGCACAAUGCAGUGCUGGUCUCCGUGUUCGUGCCAGUCCCAGUUUACAAGCUGAAGAACUUGGCAGAGUUCCAUCUGGUGCUUAUGUCACUUUAAUCGAGGAGGUGACAAACAAGGAUGGGACGUGGGUACGGUUGAACAACGACUCUGUACAAGCUUACGUAGAGGGAAAUGUAGACGUUGCCUGGUGUUUGCAGUAUCACAGGCAGCUCGACCGCGCCCUACUCGGACCUGUCGAGGAUGGACCUACCACUCCAACAGAGGAGGGUUUGAGCAGCUGGAGUCGAUUAGAUGCCCCAUCAGCAAUACCAACACGGCCUAACAAAAGUGAUGCCGCCGAUGAUGAUAUAACAACAGAAGAGAGACCUUUUCCGUUUUCUAUCGGAUGUGAUCUUGGAGAUGAGGACGAAAAAUCACAUGUCCCGGAACCAAGUAAAUUUGAGAGACGAAUGAGGAAUGAAGCAGUCGCAAGGAUGCAGCAGCAAGCUGCAAAAAUUGUACAACUGCCUGAAUUACCUAUAGACCAAUAUCGUCGCAACAACGGAAAUGGGGAUGGAGAUGACGAAGAUCUAGGACAAGCUAUACGCCCCGUAAUAAAUGAAGUAAACGUCGCAAAUAUUAUUGCUGAUGUGAACGAUGCAAACAUUAUUAAUGCUGUGGAUGCUGUAGCAGCAGUUCUUGAUGAAAGCGCUAAAGUAGUCAACGAUGCUAGCAGAGACGAUUUCGUUCAUAAACCACCAGCUAUGGAUCCAGCCGAUAACGCACAAGAAAUCGCGAUUGGAUCGGAUGAUAAUGAGGCUAACGCAUUGAAACCUUGUCCUAAAGAUGUUGAAGUCGAUGAAAACAUAGAAGCUGUUCAAACUGCAAAUGACAAGCCCGAUGCCAAGAGCCUUAAUGAUGAAAAUAAUGAUAAAAUAGAAGAAGAGAAAAAGCUAACACAAGCUGCAACACAAACUUCGCCCGAGACUAGUGUACAAGGACAAAGUUCCGAUCAACCUACACCCAGUACAUCAAAGGGUGAAAAAAGAGUUGUCGUAAGAGAACGUGUUGGAAGUAUAUCUAGCUUUAAGCAGUCUUCACCACCGCCUUUACCGGCUCGAACUAAGCUAGCACCCAUCAAGAAGCAAGCACAGAGCCCAGCCCAGGGUGAAUGUCUACGAGCCAUAUUUGCCGCGUUAUUGUGGCAUGAAGGGACCGUCCAUGAUGCAAUAGCGUGUGCAGCCUUUCUUAAAUUCCAUCCACAAUUACCAAAGGCUGGUGCGACGGUAGUGACACGGGCUGUCGCACAAGAUUCCCUUUUGCCCAAACAUCAGCGCCAUUCUGUUGAAGUUUCCAAUGCAGGCCAGUACCUUCGAAUAAACCCAUCCACGCUAGAAACGUUGACCCGUUCAGGUACCGAGGCAACUGCAAGUCGAGCUCGGCGAAGCGACAUUAACAUAACAAUACGCGAAGAAGAUUCCCAUUCUACCAUAUGUGAAGCUGGCCCGUCUACUGCGUCAACCUCAACAUCAGUAGUAAACGUGCUUCCUCCGGCACUGCGCGCUCUUGUUGCUUUGUGGGAUUCACUUUGCGACGCCGACCAACUAAAUGCCGCUACGGACAAGCUUAAAAAGGAAGAAACGAAUGAUAACGAUGAAAUAGGACCACUUGGGGGUGCUUUACGUAAGAAAAAUUGGAAGCAAGCACCAUCAAUGAAGUUACCUUCUAUGAUCCGCUGUGAACUAUGUGGUGGAGCGAAUGUUUCGCCACCCUUGGCCUCGCACAUGCGUAACACACAUCCCGGGUGCCGAGCACCAACCAACCGCGGCUACGACCGAGCUGGUACUUAUAAACACGCUGAUCCUAUACCAUCCACUGCUGACAGCCCAGCGUCUGCCUGUGGACAACUUGCUCAAGACCUUAUCGGUGUGAAAAUACGCGCUACCUUAGCAGCGUACCAGCUCUGGUACUUGUACUGCGAGAAAUGUCGAGAAAAGGCGCUCAAAGCUUCGAGUGUUAAGCCGAAGAAGACCGUAAUGAUUUCGGACACGCCUUUGAGACCCGAGCCCGAGAUUGACCACAACAUUAUGAAAGAUAACGCAAUCUUUCUCCUGGAUUUGACUCCUCUCAAUACAUCCGAAGCUCCUAAUGCAUCACCUUGGCAAGACGUCUCUUGCCGAAGUCCGCCAACUCCUCCGGGAAGCUUAUGGCAACCAGCGCCCCCCUUUCAAUGUCUCCCAGCCUUAGGCGUUGCCCCGAAAACAAGUGCCGCUGACGCAGCAAGAUACCACUCACUUGGGAGACCUAUGCCCGUAACGAAUGUGAAUAACCCAUUCGUUCCAAACGAAAUGACAAGCUCUCAGUAUCCAAGGGUACAUCGAUCUGUUUCGAUGGGACAGGCUGGUGGAAGGGAUUUGGCUUCUGCCGCAAGACCGCCACUUACUAAAUUUGAGCCAGAUUCUCAUGAGGCACUUUCUGGUGCUGGUUCCUCACUCCUCUCUCAGCCAAGUGCAGCCCUUCAGAAACUUGUUGGUUGCGAUUGGACUUCAGAAGGUGGAGGAGUUUCCGCUUUCACAACUCCGCGAGUCGAGUCUGACAUCUUGAUGAGAAACCCUGUCCUUACAUUUAUCGUCGCUAAACGAGAUCUGCAGACCCAUAAGCAGAAACUUGACGCCAUUGUUCGUAUAAACACGGUUCGACAAUAUGCGUUUGAGGCCCUAAACUGGUUCCUGCGUUCGACAACUCAACCGACAUGUGUCCACGAUGUCAUGUGGUGGUUCUGCAACGCACUCGACACGUACGCUCGAAUAGUUCAACCACCUGAUGCUGAUGAGGAAAACAAAGAGAACGUCUUAAACAACGAUGCGAGCCGUGGUAUAAUCCCAAGUGCUGCGACAUCUGCUCUAUGCCCUGGAGGUAGAGCGGCACGUGGUGCUCGUGCGGCCUUCCACGCCUUCCUGGGUUCCAUCAGCGCCCUUGCCCCAUCCUUACCACCAGCCACUGCUGCCAACCUUCAAGCAGUUCGCUGCUGGGAACUGCACUAUUCACAGCACGAUCGGGCUUUCUUGCACAGAUCGCAAGUGUUUAGUGUUAUAAGCAAGAUAUUGUCGCAUACUGAGGACGGGGUCUAUGAAGAUGGCAUUUUGGGAGCACUACAUGAAAGCUAUCAGAGCUUUAUUAAUAAGCAACAAAAUUAUUUAUGGAGCUGUCCAGAAGUCACCGGUUGGUGUACUAUAACGGUCUCUUCGCGAGAAGGCAUGGCUGGUGCCUUAACAGAUAAUACCACUGAGACAUUUUGGGAAUCGGGUGAUGAAGACAAGAACAGAACCAGGUGGAUUCAAAUUGCAUACAACGGAGGAUCAGCUGAAGAUCGGCCACAUAUUGUCUGCGUACACAUUGAUAAUACGAGAGAUACUGCGACAAAGACGCAAUUGAUAACUUUUUGGUAUAGCGGUGGACCAUCAGAGUUACUGCAAAUGAUGGAUGUUGAUGUUGAUACGAAAAAUGCUCAUUGGGUGUGCUACAUAUUGCCUAAAUCCUCAAGCAUAUCUGUACGUGUACGUUGUGAAUUACGUGGGCCUGACCCGGCUGUACGUGUACGCCAAGUGCGCGUACUUAGCGGUCCACAACCCCACGGUACGCUCUCACUACAAAACCAUCCGUUACACUCAUUGACUGAAAAAGAUACGCUCCGUGUCUUCAGAUUAUUGACGUCACAAGUAUUUGGUAAGCUCCUGGAGUGGGAACAAACUGGUGAUUCUGAAGGUGUGGUUGCUGGUGAGAGCACUGGUGACGACAGCGAUCUACGCGAACAUGUUGUUGGGAUAUUGUUCGCCGGGCACAAGCUUACCACCUUACAAAAACAAGUGAUGUCUCAUAUUGUUUGUGCUAUUGGCUGUGAGGCGUCCCGAGUUCGUGAUGAUUGGGAGACGGCCCUUUUAUGCGCUGAAGCAGUUGACAGGUCUGAUGAAGAUGCGCAACCGAGAUUGGCACAUCAGCAGGACAACUAUUGCUUUGAAAUGCUGUCAUUGCUUUUGGCGCUAAGUGGAAGUGUGGCCGGGCGUUCUCAUCUUGCCCAAAGAACUGAACUCUUGGCUGAUUUAUUAGCAUUGCUUCAUACUGGCAGCGACCGCGUGCAACGACAGGUCAUAUCUUUAUUACGACGAAUGAUUACUGAAAUACCGCCGCAGAAGAUGUUAGCUGCCCUCAACUACGGGUCAGACUUAGGCGCAAGAUAUGAGACUAUGGUAACACUACUAGAUCACUUAGUGUGCUAUGUGGGCAAAGCGGUAACUGUCCAAGUCAAAGUCAAAGGUGCGAGUGGUGCCAAUUCAAACACAGUAACAAUGGGAGGAUCUGUUACGCCUGCACCACCAGCUACUUGGUUUAUGAGGGGCGAAACUACGAGGAACCACGCCCAAAUUGUUGCCAGACUACUCGUCGAUAUGGCUGAAGAUAAAAUAUCUCCAGCAUGGGGAACAGCGACUCGUAUGGCAUUAGCCGAGUACAUACGGGCAAUCGCAAAUGUGGACGAAGGGGAAAGACGACCUCAAACAUGCAUUGCCCAACCCACAGUUUGGCUUGCUUUAGCGGCUUUAUGCGUUUGUGAACAAGAACAUAUUGAACUAAUUAACAACUCAGGUCGUGAUUCUCGUAACCGGGACUCUAUAGCAGACUCUCGCCAGUUCUGCGCCAACCACGACGACGGAAUAACAUGUGCUGUUAUAGAAUGUCGCACUUGUGGUACACUAUGUGCCGAAUGUGAUCGCUUUCUUCAUCUCAAUAGAACCGCGAGGACUCAUCAAAGACAGAUUUGCAAAGAAGAAGAGAGUGCCAUUCGUGUUGACAUUCAUGAAGGCUGUGGCAGAGCUAAACUCUUCUGGCUAUUGUUGCUUGUGGAUCGACGUACUCUCAAAGGACUGGCAGAAUUUCGUGGAAUGAGCUGUGAGACAGGCGAAGAACCACCAGAUGCAACUGGCCUUGCCGGUGUCUGCCGCUUUUGCGGUACACGUGGCAACUCUGGCCUGCUUGCUAUUGGCAAUGUAUGCGCAGACCAACAGUGCCAGGAACAUGGCCGUGAAGCGUGCGCCCGUAUACUUACUUGCGGUCACCUUUGCGGUGGCGUGCGCGGGGAACGUUCAUGCCUGCCUUGUCUCUUUGGAUGCGCCGGCGCAGGCUCGUUGCGCCAGGACGCUGAUGAUAUGUGCAUGAUCUGUUUUACUGAUCCCCUACAAGCUGCUCCCGCAAUACAGUUGACAUGCGGGCAUGUUUUCCACUUACAUUGCUGCAGGAAGGUUCUCUUGAACAAAUGGAAUGGGCCGCGUAUUACAUUCUCUUUCUCGAAAUGUCCCAUCUGCAAGGAAGACAUCUCACAUUGGACCCUCGAAGAGCAACUAGCUCCCAUCAAAAAGUUGCGUGAAGAAGUACGUCGCAAAGCCUUAAUGAGAUUGGAGUAUGAAGGCCUGUCUGCUGGAACCUCGAAGGGCAAAAACGUCGGAGACACUGCUGGCUAUGCUAUGGAUAGAUACGCGUACUAUGUCUGCCAUAAGUGUGGAAAGGCUUACUUCGGCGGGUUGGCACGUUGUGAAGCUGAGUCGAAUGCGUCAUGGGACCCCAAAGAGCUGGUGUGUGGCGCCUGCAGUGACGUAGCUGGAGCAAGGACUUGCCCCAAACACGGCUCUGACUUCCUCGAAUACAAGUGCCGGUACUGCUGCUCGGUGGCAGUGUUCUUCUGCUUUGGCACAUCUCAUUUUUGUAACGCGUGCCACGAUGACUUUCAACGCGUUACCAACAUACCUCGCCAUAUGCUGCCCCAAUGUCCAGCAGGUCCAAAAUGCGAGCAACUACCAGGAACGACAGAGGAAUGCCCUCUACACGUUUUGCACCCUCCCACGGGAGAGGAAUUUGCCCUCGGCUGUGGAGUGUGUCGCAAUGCACAUGCCUUCUAAACUACGUUGUCAACACAUCACAAAUGCACUUUGGUUGAUAGUGAAUAUAUGGUUACAACUAAUUCUGAAACAUUGAAAUGGAACGAGGAUCAUUUUUCGUAAGGGCGUUUGUGCGCUCAAAAUCAAUACGAUUUUUUUUAUUGGUUUAAUGACAACCCAAAUUAAUGACGACGAAAUUUUUUGUUGAUUGUAAAACUCUGUAUUAUGCUAUGAAUUUCAUGUUAUUUUUAAGAAUAUUUAAGCUAUUGACUAAUUUCAUUCUACUAUUGACUGGUAAUCCAUCCAUUUUUUUUGAAACGUCUAUCUGUAAUAUCAAUUUAUAGUUCUGUCAUAUACUAAUUUUGAUAUGUGUAGUAGUAAAAUGCAUAUAAUUUGUUUUAAAGGUUCUAGGAAACUACACUUUACGAUUAAAACAUUUUGUCCAAUUAUACUAAUAUAAUUUACCUUACUGUAAUACAGUAAGACCCGUUUAUGACGAUAAGGCAAAGCGUUCUAAGCCGGAAUCGUGUUUUGUUUUAGGGGCUGACCGUAUUAUGUGGGAAAUUGUAUUAAAUGGGUUUUAUUGUAUUCAUAUAACCUAAGUAUACAAUUAAGGAAAUGAUAGGGUAUAAAACUUAUAUGACAUUAUUAAACUAUAUUAAUUAUGACAAAAACCAAUUCCGACACUACCACUAAAGCAAGAUUGUUCCAGUAUUACUUUAAAGACUCGUGAAUUGCAGUGAAUUUAAUAUGUCAGUCUUGCUUUGACUGUAACCCCAUGAUUGUAUAAGAAUCGUUUGGGCGAUUUAAUCGAAACAUUUAUUUAUUUAUUUCGUAAAUUAAAAAUUACCCCCUUAAGAAUACCAGCAGAAUUGAUUUUGAAUUUUCAUUCGUCAGUCAAAUUUUAAACAAAUUAUAAAAUUUCGGAUAUUUAAAAAAAAAUAUUUAUAAAAUAAUAUUUUUAUAAAAAAAUCCUGGCGCUCUUUUAUUUUUAGAUAGAAUUAAGAAAGUAUAGACAUAUGAGCUUAACUUACGAUGCUUAUUGAUCGAAAUCUUACGAAAAAAGGUUUAAAUUAUUUAUUUUAGAAAAUUGUUGCUUCGGCAAAACACGACUUAAGUUUAUAGAGCGCACUUGGACAUUGACUUUUAAAUUGGCGAUUAUUCAAUAUGUUACUUUCCUAUAGAAAGGUAAUUCUUGUAUUUACUUGUAUUAUUUCUUAUAUAUUUAUUAUGAAACGCGUUCGGCAUACAAUUAGAUAUUAAUUUUAUGACAUCUAUUAAACAUUGCUGAAGAGUCUGGUAAUAUUGGUAACGUUUUCCCAACAAUUAUUAAAAAAAAUUGUGUAUGUUAUAUACAUAAGUAUGCAUAACAAUGUCUAACUUUUGGAAACCCUUUUAAGUAAAAAUACCUGUGUCAAGGUUCCUAGCAGCAUAACAAACUCAAUAUGUAUUUAAUUAUUUAUUUUAUAACUUAUUAUCUAGACUAAACAGAGCAUUGGUUUUAAACAAAUAUUGGAACUUACUAAAGUUCUUAAAAAACAUAUUAAUUUAUUCUUGUUUUUAAAAUGGUUUUAAUCUAUAUGUUCAUAAAUUAUAACCACAAUUAUAGGAAAGUCAAAUAGGUCCAGUGCGCUCGAUAGCUUAGCGAUAUCGAACGUGGGCCUAUUCUGUUUGUCUUUUAAAAAAUAGGAAAAAAAUGGGAAAUUUCAUAACACCACCUAAAGGUGAAGUGCACUAAAUACUGGAGAUGUAAUUGAAGGAAAGAAAUACUCUCAAAUUCUUUAAUUAUAAGUUAAAUUUUAAUAUUAAAUUCCAAUGGUUUCCAUUUAUCUAAACAUCUUUUUAGAUUCUGAUGAAAGAUCAGAUUGUAGUUGAUCAGUAGUUCAUUGGGUCGACUCGCGCUUCUAGCAAGUUUUUUAUUUUCGAAAAGCAGUUAUGUUAAUAUCCAAAGUUAAAUUUACGUGCGGCACUUCAUCGCGUUAAAUUUUUUCAGCCUGUACAAUGAUUUAGCUUACCCCGUUUUCUAUAAUAGACGAGUCGAAACUUUUUCUUUAGACAGCUGGUAUAUCUCCUAUUCAUAAUUAUUUAAGAUUUCAACUUUGAACUCGGGUAUUAUUAUGAAGGUUCAUGUCAUGCGGAUGUUCCUGAUUGCUUUAAUCUAUGAUAUUUUUGUUACUUUAUUAUAUUUUUUGCAUUAGCUCUUGCAUAUCCGUUGCUUAUUAUUGUACUUAUAGUCAUUAUGUGUAGAUGUAAUAGGUGUAUAAAUGUCUAAUAUUGAUAUAUCUUUCGUCUGUAAUAAAUACAGAUUUAAUUGUUAGUUUUGGUAGAAUUUAACUGUAUAUUCAAAUUGCCGCUACACGAUAUUUCUGACUGGUAUUUUGACCAUAAUGUCCAUUGAUAAGAUUAAUUUUAUUACAAAUCGAAGCAUGGAACAGCAUAGAAUUUAUUAAUAUGGAUGAAAGAUAAUGUCCCUCUAUCGUUCUGCAACAAAGUUAUUUCAACUAAUCUGCGCGUUUGCCACUUUGCAAUGGAGAAAAUUAUAUUUAUUUAUUUCACACUUAAAUCAUGACAUAUAAAAAAAUCUUAUUACAUGGCGUGUCGUCACUGACACGCUUUGGUAUUUUAAUGUUGUGUCAUAAGCACGAAACUUUUUAGAAUUAUCUACGUACAUACAGAUGUUCAGUUUUACAGAAAAAUAUUCAUAAUUAUAUAAUUUUAAAAUAGGGAUGUAUUUAUAUUUAUUUUAUAAUUGAUUAUUAUAACAGAUUUUACGUAGUAAUGCGCAAGCGGCUGAUUUUGGGCUAAAACCAAUUUAUAUAUAAAAUAACCAAAAUUUAUUUCGUACUGACCUAAAAAACUUUGUCACGGCAAGAAGGCCUGUUGGUGUACAAAACAAACCACCAAAAAUAUUAUUUUAACUCAGGAUAUAGACAAAAAGAGGCGACUAAUAGAUCACAAACCUUACCAUCCUUAUUAAUUAUCUAUUCUGUAACAAAACACGAUCGCAUACGUAGUCCAGAAAUCCAGUCACUUGCAUAAUAUAUUUAAACCACAUUGUAAAAAACUAGAUACAAGCGACUUACACACAGUACAUCGUUUUCAUGCAGAUAAAUUCCAACACUGGAUUUGAAUAAUACCAGUUAUUGAUAUUUCAAGUCAUUUAAUUUAACUUCUGUUUCCGUGUCAAUAUUGAUAAAAUUGUAAUUAUUAUUUAUUAAAUAAGAAUGGCUUUGGCACUAAGAAAAACUACUUUUAGUUAAAAAGGAACCAAUUAUUGAUAUAUUAGUUUAGCCAUUUUAAGGUUUAUUAUAUUAUUAAUUUGUUAUAAAGAUUGGUUGUAUGUAGCGCGAUUUGAAUUUUCAAUUCCAUGUUCGAUAUAUGUCAUAUCAAUGUUGUGAAUCGAUUGCAAAACUUUCAUAUAUACGUAGUAGUGUUUCAUGUUGUUGAUCCUAAAUGUCUAAAUAAUAACCAAAGACUUUCUCUGAAAGCAAGUAUAUGCGUAUUUUAGCUUAACUUUUAGUUAUAUUUAUUAUACGACGAGUUGGUUAAAACGAGUUUAUAGUAGUAUGGAAACACAAAGAAUUCGUAGUUUUUCUGUCCACCUGGACGUCGAAAUUUUAUCUUGCAAUAUAAACUUCCUACAAAAUGUCACUACUUUGAAAUUAAAAGAAAAUUAAACGAUAAAAAACCGCAAGUAAACUCCAUUCAAAAUUAUAUACAAUGUCUUCUUGGAAUGCACUAAACUUCCUGUUUGUGACUUCAUAUUUAAUAAAUGUAACACUUGCUAGAUUAAGAGUUUUUAAAUAAAAAUAAAGAAAUUAA